CAGUCGCUGCUGCAAGCAGAGCAGAUCUGCACGGAGAAGACGAGCGGAGCUAGAAGAGGACGGUGCGCUGCUCUCCAGGCUCCCUUCGGCGCUCAGUGGCGCGGGUACUGACCGCGGGGCCCUCGGACCGGCCCGGGCUCGGGGCGCCGGGCUCGGGACCAUGGCGCUGCGCGCCCGGGCGCUCUACGACUUUAGGUCUGAGAACCCCGGUGAGAUCUCACUGCGGGAGCACGAGGUAUUGAGCUUGUGCAGCGAGCAGGACAUCGAGGGCUGGCUCGAAGGGAUCAACAGCCGCGGCGACCGCGGUCUCUUCCCGGCCUCGUACGUACAGGUGAUCCGUGCGCCCGAGCCUGGCCCUCCGGCCGACGGCGGAUCCGGAGCUCCGGCCCGCUACGCCAACGUGCCGCCGGGCGGCUUCGAGCCUUUGCCAGCCGCGCCGCCCGCCGCCUUCCAGCCGCUGCUGCAGCCGCAGGCGUCGCCGAGUUCCUUCCAGCCGCCGGGUGCUGGCUUUCCUUACGGCGGGGGCGCCCUACAGCCUUCGCCCCAACAGCUUUACGGUGGUUACCAGGCCAGCCUGGGCAGCGACGAUGACUGGGACGACGAGUGGGACGACAGCUCCACGGUGGCCGACGAGCCAGGCGCGCUGGGCAGCGGCGCGUACCCGGACCUCGACGGCUCGUCGUCGGCGGGCGGCGGCGCUGCCGGCCGCUACCGCCUGUCCACACGCUCGGACCUGUCGCUGGGCUCCCGCGGUGUCUCGGCGCCCCCGCCGCAUCAAGCGUCUGGAGCCAAGAGCUCUGCCACGGUGAGCCGCAACCUCAAUCGCUUCUCCACCUUCGUCAAGUCGGGCGGGGAGGCCUUCGUGCUGGGAGAGGCGUCGGGCUUCGUGAAGGAUGGGGACAAGCUGUGCGUGGUGCUGGGGCCCUAUGGCCCCGAGUGGCAGGAAAACCCCUAUCCCUUCCAGUGCACCAUUGACGACCCCACCAAGCAGACCAAGUUCAAGGGCAUGAAGAGCUACAUCUCUUACAAGCUGGUGCCUACGCAUACCCAGGUGCCCGUGCACAGGCGCUAUAAGCACUUCGACUGGUUGUAUGCGCGCCUGGCCGAGAAAUUCCCGGUCAUCUCGGUGCCCCAUCUGCCCGAGAAGCAGGCCACUGGGCGCUUCGAGGAGGACUUCAUCUCCAAGCGCAGGAAGGGUCUGAUCUGGUGGAUGAACCACAUGGCCAGCCACCCGGUGCUGGCGCAGUGCGACGUCUUCCAGCAUUUCCUGACCUGCCCCAGCAGCACUGACGAGAAGGCCUGGAAACAGGGUAAGCGGAAGGCUGAGAAGGAUGAGAUGGUGGGCGCCAACUUCUUCCUCACUCUGAGCACACCACCUGCCGCCGCCCUGGACCUGCAGGAGGUGGAGAGCAAGAUCGAUGGCUUCAAAUGCUUCACCAAGAAGAUGGAUGACAGCGCGUUGCAGCUCAACCACACUGCCAACGAGUUUGCGCGCAAGCAGGUGACUGGCUUCAAAAAGGAGUAUCAGAAGGUGGGCCAGUCCUUCCGGGGCCUUAGCCAAGCCUUUGAGUUGGAUCAGCAGGCCUUCUCCGUGGGUCUGAAUCAGGCCAUCGCCUUUACUGGAGACGCCUAUGAUGCCAUCGGCGAACUCUUCGCUGAGCAGCCCAGGCAGGACCUGGACCCAGUCAUGGACCUGUUAGCACUGUAUCAGGGGCACCUGGCCAACUUCCCAGACAUCAUCCAUGUCCAGAAAGGAGCUCUUACCAAAGUGAAGGAGAGUAGGCGGCACGUGGAAGAAGGGAAGAUGGAGGUCCAGAAAGCCGACGGCAUUCAAGACCGCUGUAACACUAUUUCCUUCGCCACGUUGGCUGAGAUUCAUCACUUCCAUCAAAUUAGAGUAAGAGACUUUAAAUCACAGAUGCAGCAUUUUUUACAACAACAAAUAAUAUUUUUCCAAAAAGUGACCCAGAAGUUGGAAGAAGCUCUUCACAAAUACGACAGCGUCUAAUGACCACACAUGGGACUGCACUCUUGUUUCCAGUUCAAGGGUAAUCUCCACAGCAGAACAAAACUGCUUUCUAAGAGCUAUUGCCAACUAUAUAGGUGGUGGUACAAGGACGGCUUUGUGUUCAGCUGGAACCUGGCUGGAUAUAUAAUUAUGUAGGAAAGAAGCAGUUAAUAUGGUUAUGUAGCAGAGAUAGUACCACACUUUGUAACUAAAUUAUACUAUGUAUGCCUACACUACCAUUGUAACUUUUGGAUAAUGAUUAUACUAUUUGCCUUAUUGCUUUUUGAAGUAUGGAUAUAUUAGUGUAUACUUUGUAGACCUCAAAACCCAUGAAGAGUCUCAAAGAAGCUGGCUGGAUAAAAGCCUGCUGUGGAUGCCUUCUUAGUCUCCUAGAUCGAGAUGACCUAAAUUCAACCUAUUCUCUGUUUACAAACUCCAACUAGAGCAGCUAUGCGACUUUGUGCCUUUAGACCGGUUGUUUUCCUUUCUGUCCCACCUGUGUUUGAGCCCCAACUUUUCUGAUGGCAGGAGUGAAAGGCAGGCGCAUUGAUGACAAGCCGAUGAAAAACUCCCAUUUCUGGGGGCGGUGGGAGAAGCAGUGGCCAUCACUUUGCACAGGAAGCGUCACCUGGUAAGAUGCUGGCAGUUACAGAGGCAUGACACGUCUCUGGAUGUGAAGUCUCGUAGGGGAGAAGGCAGUGCACCAUAUUCCCUUACAGCUGUAGUACAUGACCUCGACUCAAGGGUCGCACAGACUGGACCUGAGGAUUUCAGCAAUGCCCUUAGCACGUGGAGAAGGAGGAAUCCGAUCGGAGAUAAAGUAUAGAAACAGUGGGUGACAACGCACUCCGUCUUAGUUUGGGGGAGGGUCUCCUGUCUUCCUUUUUUUUCUUUCUUUUUUAGCUUGAAAUUUUCUUUUGAUGUUCAGCUUUUUGUUUUGAUUUCAAAUGGAUCUACACUGUUAACUGAAUGAGACUCCACUGUGAUUCACUCGUUUACUUAAUCAAAACAAUUUCAGGGAUGUCUGUAAAUUUCAGUGUUGUGCGCAAUGAGAAGGGCUGUUGGUUGACUUAAGGAGGGACCAGAAAUAAUUUCUACUAUUCCAAUACUGAAGGAAAAAAAAAUACUGAUUUAUACUGUUUUUAAAACUAAAUAUUGAUAAAGCCCCCCCUCAGAACAUUUAACCUUAAAAAUUAUUUUGAAUAUCGUCUUUUAUUAUUAGAAGGGGACUGCAAAUGACUGAUAAAUACCAAAAAGAUUCACAAGCAGCUUCAUUUAAAAAGCACAAAGAGGUUCUGGUGUGAAAUGCCCAAAUCUCAAAUGUUUUUUGUAGUUGCUGAGCUAAAUAAUGUGAUCCUUGAGUUUACAGAUGUAAAAGCUGUCACUGAAGGCUGCGGUACCUGUAUCUGGUGUCCCUGUGACCUACACUUCCACCACCCCAGAAACCCUGGUACUGAUAUGGUAACAUGGGGGAUACAGAGGCCAGUCUCAGAGGGGGUGAUCCACAGUUACCCAAAAGGGUCAGCUUUCAGAAAGGUCAAAAAAGGAAAGGCGAGUGGGAUAAUUACUUCACAGCAUAUUUACUCUCCAGGAAGUAAUCACAUAUGGGUUGAAAUUUUAGAAACAGAUGAUGAUCAUUUUGACCUCUGGUCAAAUCCUUGUACUUCAGAACUCGGAGGCGGACGUGGCAUCAUGUGGUGUUGUCUUCACUACAGGCGCGUGAAACUGCUGCCAAAAGCCAUUGUUCUCUUAGAAAGCAACUUCCUCUCGUUGACUGCAAAGUUCAGUUAGAUAAAGAAAACCUAUAUAUAUUUAAAAAUUAAUUUUCUUCCAGACUUUUGGAGGUUACAAUGAUAGCGUUUAAGUUUGAAUUGGUUUUGAAGAAGCAAGCUCUCCGAGUGUCAUAAUUCGAACGUCACAUUCAUUUGCCUCUUUGCUUUGAUGGUGGUUUGAUUUUUUUUUUCUUUUAAUAAAAUUACUAAACUUGUGCAAUAGUAGCAAGGACAUUACCUGAGGUGUCUUGUAUGAUUGUGCUUUAGCCAGGGUGGACAUAGCUUAAAUUAUAAACUAAAGAUGAAAGUACAAAGAAGUGUAACGUUCACGCUGCCUCCUCCCGAGAUAACGUUCAUCCUUCCUAACCACGUAGCAUAAUGCCACCGAUUCAUGGGACUCUAAAUGAAUUCUGUGGGUUAAUGCACCAGACUUACACGUGUCCAUUUUCAUCCAUGAUCCUUACUCUCUAACGUUCUUGGUCCUAUUGAAACAUUUCAGUAUCUAAACAUACUGCAAUGUUAAUACCCAAGAGAAAAGCCAUUACACGUAUGCUGGUCACGCGAUCAGCGUGGUACCGUUUUUUUUUUGUUGUUGUUGUUGUUGUUACUGUUGUUGUUUUGUCAUUUCUGUUUUUUAAAUAAACUAUCAUGCCCUUCAAGCCA
Grammomys surdaster is the source of this 4443-nucleotide messenger RNA. RefSeq names its product sorting nexin 18 (gene Snx18). Gene Ontology annotation, cellular component: cytoplasmic vesicle; plasma membrane. Lineage: Eukaryota; Metazoa; Chordata; Mammalia; Rodentia; Muridae. The transcript is spliced from 2 exons. Gene Ontology annotation, biological process: mitotic cell cycle; endosomal transport; cleavage furrow formation. Gene Ontology annotation, molecular function: protein binding; phosphatidylinositol binding. The record is from RefSeq and is a predicted model, not a curated record. The coding region runs from base 161 to 2008 and encodes 615 amino acids.